Trematomus bernacchii (emerald rockcod) is the source of this 2022-nucleotide messenger RNA. Its product is annotated as zinc finger protein OZF-like. Lineage: Eukaryota; Metazoa; Chordata; Actinopteri; Perciformes; Nototheniidae. The transcript is spliced from 2 exons. The record is from RefSeq and is a predicted model, not a curated record. Bases 109 to 1422 code for a protein of 437 amino acids.
AAGAAGAAAACAUGCAGCGGAAGUAAACAAUAAACGCUGUUACCGUUAGCUCAGCGCUAUCGAUGUAUUGAGUCAACUAUUGUUGUAUUCUUUUCAUGUGGUGAAACAAUGACUUCUACUAUGGCAACAAUGUCUUCAGUUGACUUUUUGAGAGAGUUUGUUAACGAGCGGCUCUCUGCUGCUGCUGAAGAAAUAUUUGGAGUUUUUCAGAAAACUAUCGUAAAUUACGAGGAGGAGAUCAGACGGCAGCGCAGACUGCUGGAUGUCGUUUUGAAACCGGAAAUAAAUAUACACAGGAUAGAGCUCCCACAGCAUCCUGUCUGUGAGGAGCAGGUUUUCUCUGAGCAGCAGCUCUGUAUUCAGGAGAGGAACUCCAGUCUGGACCAAGAGGACCCAGAGCCUCCACAGAUUAAAGAGGAGCUGGAGGAGCUGUGCACCAGUCAGGAGGGAGAGCAGCUUGGACUGGAGCCGGAGACUGAUGCCUUCAUGUUGACUGCUACUGAGGAGGAGAGUGAGCACCAGCUCCUCUCUCACAACUCUCAUGUAGCUGAGAGCCAAGAUCAGAAAGGAGGCGAGCAAGCCUCAGAGCCAAAACCACAUCACAAAGGCAAAAGUCAAAGUAAAGAUGUAAACAACAUGAACUUGUCAGAGAUGCACAGUGAUACUCAACAGUCUUUAAAAUGUGAUGCAUGUGGAAUGUAUUUCCAGGAAAAAUCAUCACUGGACAAACAUCUGAAAAUCCACACAAUAAAAAAAACACUUUCUUGCAACACUUGUGAGAAAAUAUUUGCUAAUAAAUCAGAAUUAAUCAUUCAUACAAGAAUCCACACAGGUGAGAGGCCAUAUUCGUGCCAAAUGUGUGGGAAAACUUUCAAACAAAAUAGUAACUUGAUAGCGCAUAUGAGAAUCCACACAGGGGAGAAGCCAUUUUCGUGCCAAAUGUGUGGGAAAGCUUUCAAAAAAAAUAGUCACUUGAAAGAGCACGUGAGAAUUCACACAGGGGAGAAGCCAUUUUCGUGUCAAAUGUGUGGACAAGGUUUCUGUCGAUCAUCAGCUUUGAAAAAUCAUCUGAAAUUCCACAUGGGGGGAAGCCAUAUUCUUGCAAAACAUGUGGGAAACGUGUCCGGUAAAAAUACCAUAUUCAGUAGUAACUUGGGAAGCCACACAGAAACACACAGAGGGGAAAAGUUGAAUCCCUGCAGCACAGAGCCUCCACAGAUUGAAGAGGAGCAGGAGGAGCUGUGCACCAGUCCGGAGGGAGAGCAGCUUGGACUGGAGCAGGAGACUGAUGCCUUCAUGUUGACUGCUACUGAGGAGGAGAGUGAGCACCAGCUCCUCUCCCACAACUCUCAUGUAGCUGAGAGCCAAGAUCAGAAAGGAGGCGAGCAAGACGAGCCAAAACAACAGAAUCAACGUCCAUAAAUUCAAUAUAAUAAUGUAAACCACACACAUUUGUCAUUGUUGCACUGUUAUACUGACUCGGGUUAACAGCCUUUAAAAUAUAACAAAUGUAGAAAAGAUUGUAACUAUAAUUCAUUAUUUGAGAGAUACCAGAGAAUCCACACAGGAGACAGGCCACUUACAUUAAAAGCUUACAUUAAAAAGCUUACAUUAAAAACUACUUACCCCUAGUAGUACUCCUACCCCUAGUACUCGGGGUAGGAGUACUACUUUAAAAAUGUCUUCCAUUGCAAUUAGAAAUUACCUUUUAAACCAUUCAAGUAACCUAAUGCAAGUCUCACAAAAUACAACUAAUGUGGCCUGAUAACUGUCCAUUCAUUUUGUUUUGGAUUGUCUCUAUUAACCCUUAUGCCCUCCUCGGGCAUUUUCGUACAUCUUUCCCGACUUUUUUUAAUUUUUAUUUAGUGAUAAUUUCAGCUGUGUUACAGCUUUUGGUAUGGAAUUUUGCCAGAAGUCUUCUUUUUAAAUCCAUUGUUGUUUACUCUUACAUGUUUUAUGUACUCUCGUGAUGCAUUUUGCACCCUCUCGACACCUUCGUGGCAAAAAUGUACACGCCCAAAA